Molecule: messenger RNA, 360 nt
Organism: Acanthamoeba castellanii str. Neff
Lineage: Eukaryota; Discosea; Longamoebia; Acanthamoebidae
Exons: 1
Coding region: 1-360 (119 amino acids)
Source: RefSeq, a predicted model, not a curated record
AUGCUUGUCGGCGUCGUCCUCGAGAUCUUCCUGCGCAGCAACCGGGACGCGUACAGCGAGUCCGAGUACAACGCCCUGGUCAGAUGCGCUCGGAUGAUCAUGGACUCGGAUGCGUGGAGUCGCGGCGUGCAUCACAUCCUGCUCGACGUCGACGUCGCCACGUGCAUGGAGCGCAUCCGAAGACGUGGCCGCGGUGGCGAGGAUCUCAUAAGCGCCAACUACAUGCACACGCUCGACACCGCCUACCGGGACCUUGCGCGCACGACUCCGGGGAUCACGGUGCUCCCAAUCCGAUCCAACAUGGACCGCGUCGCCGUCGUAGAGCGCGUGUUGGACGUCAUCGGUUCCAAAAUCCAAUAA